CUCCGCAGCACCCAAACCCUAUAAGAAGGAGGCGAGAGCCUCCGCCGCCAAUCUUCCACACGCUUCCGCCGCCGACGACGACGACGACGACGCUAACCGACCGAGCGCGAGCACCGCACCGCCGCCGCCGCCGCCAUGGUGAACGUUCCGAAGACCAAGAAAACCUACUGCAAAAACAAGGAGUGCAAGAAGCACACGCUUCACAAGGUCACUCAAUACAAGAAGGGUAAGGACAGCCUGUCUGCCCAGGGAAAGCGUCGUUAUGACAGGAAGCAGUCGGGAUACGGUGGUCAGACCAAGCCCGUUUUCCACAAGAAGGCAAAAACCACCAAGAAGAUUGUGCUGAAGCUGCAGUGCCAGAGCUGCAAGCACUACUCCCAGCGCGCCAUCAAGCGGUGCAAGCAUUUUGAGAUCGGUGGAGACAAGAAGGGCAAGGGAACGUCUCUCUUCUAGAUUGCUUUCACCUAUCUGGAGUCGUUGUGGUCAAGAACUAUUACUACUUGUCUUGAUGUUUUUGAUGUUAUGAGUUGAAUUGACCAGACCUUCUAAUGUAUCCAAACCCCUUUAUCUGGCAUUUGAGCAAGGACCGACUUGGCAAAAUGAUCUUUUGUGGCUUGAAUCCCCUUUUAAUCUGAGGUGCUGCCAUACUGUUGACAUGAAUGUCCUGUGCACCGAUUGGUAUAAUUUGACCUUCGCUGCUGCUGUUUAUAUGCUGUUGGUGGACAGAUAUGAUAACUUAUCUAGGCAGGACUGGUAAAAUGCCUAAGUGUGGACAGUGUCAGUGAGAUGGUUUGUGAUUAAUCCCGAGGGAAUGAAUCUAAGUGAGGUCUAUGCUUGCUGUCUUAUGGGCUGUUUCUGAUGUAUGAGGUUUUCUCUGGCGAGUUUUAUGUCUAUAUAUGUUCGCAUGAGUGAAUCUUAUGCAAUUAUGAAUUCUGAGGGCUGUGAUUGUCUUUUUAUGUUGUUGUUACAUAUAUGUUUCUGCGUUCUCAUCAAUUCCUUUAUCUCCACCUUGUCGCUGUAAACGAUUUGUUGCGAUCUGGUCAAUAUGGAGGGCCAUAUGCUGGUGCAAAAUUCAACCCCUUAAGGUUCAGGCAAACCGUGUCCAAGUAAAGUAAAAAAUGGUUCAGACAAAUAGCUAUAAUAAGAUCUUCUCAUGAAGUGUGACAAAACUACAUCAACACAUGGAGAUAUCAAUCAGUCGAGCAAUGAGUGCUUUUCAUCAUCUUUUUUUUUUUUGAUAAAUUCUUUUUUCCUUUUAGCUGAACUAUUUUUUGAGACAAUCGUUUUAGCAGAACUGAUCAGGCGAGAAUAUCCAGUUUUUGUUUAAAAAGGUGAAGAGAAUACUCAUUAUCUUUUUAAUUUUUUUUUAGGGGUGAGAAUACUCAUUAUCUACUAAUUAUUUUUUUGAGUGUCAGAAGACUCAUCAUCUUUGUACGUGAGCGUGGGCCGAGGCGUUGGUUUGGAGGCCCAAUUAUGCCUACGAACCAGAGCCCAACCGAAUCGGAUCAGAACGCCGUCCCGUGGCUGAUCCGAGCCGUCCACCCGCUAGGGUUUCCCCUUCCCAGCACCCUACCCCCCUAUAAAGUAGGAGGUGAGAGCCCCCGCCGCCAACAAUCUACGGAGAUCGGGUUCGUCCACACACUUCCGCCGCCGCCGCCGACGACGCGAAAAGGAGAGCGAGGCCGACUCCGCCGCCGCGAUGAGGGCCAAGUGGAAGAAGAAGAGGAUGAGGAGGCUCAAGAGGAAGCGCCGAAAGAUGAGGCAGCGAUCCAAGUAGGCGCCUUGGAGCAGCGGAAGCAUCAUCCUACAUCCAGGCUGCCAGGCACCGAGGGAUGACGGCAUGGUCUAGUGAUUCCUGGCGUGUUUGCUGCUAUGGCUGUGGAAGCUGUUUAACCUGUGUUAUGUCCAAUUUAGCUGUUUAAUUCUAGUCUGGUUAUGUUCCAAGACAGAGUUUUAUGUAAUGUGGGGAUUAUAUGUGUUUGUGACUGAAUUUUAUGCACCUAUUAAUUUUGCGGCGUCUCA
Aegilops tauschii subsp. strangulata is the source of this 2022-nucleotide messenger RNA. Its product is annotated as large ribosomal subunit protein eL42z/eL42y. The record is from RefSeq and is a predicted model, not a curated record. Gene Ontology annotation, molecular function: structural constituent of ribosome. Gene Ontology annotation, biological process: translation. Gene Ontology annotation, cellular component: ribosome. Lineage: Eukaryota; Viridiplantae; Streptophyta; Magnoliopsida; Poales; Poaceae.